GCCGGGCCGAGCCGCGGCAGCGCCGAGCCGGGGACAAAAGGUGGCGGGGCCGGAGCGCCGGGGCCGCGGCCGAACCGCAGCGGCGCCGAACCGGAACCGCAGCGGCGCCGGGGCCGAACCGGAGCGCGGCCGGGCGGGAGCCGCAGCGGGGCCGCCCGGCGCCGGGGCUCCGCGGCGCGAGGUGAGGCGGCGGCGGGGCUCGGCCGGCGGCCGCGGGACCCCCCCGGUGCCGGUGCCGGUACCGGUGGCAACCGGGCAGCGUUGGCCCCGCGGGGCCCCCGGCAGCUCCCGGCGCCAUGAAGCUGAACGAGCGGAGCUUGGCGUUUUACGCCACCUGCGACUCGCCCGCCGACAGCGCCGGCUUCCUCUACAAGCGGGGCGAGCGGCACACGGCCUACCACCGCCGCUGGUUCGUGCUCAAGGGCAACAUGCUCUUCUACUUCGAGGAGCGGGAGAGCCGGGAGCCGGUGGGCGUCAUCGUGCUGGAGGGCUGCACCGUGGAGCUCUGCGACUCGCCCGAGGAGUUCGCCUUCGCCAUCCGCUUCGGCGGCGCCAAGUCCCGCACCUACGUGCUGGCGGCCGAGAGCCAGGCCGCCAUGGAGGCGUGGGUGAAGGCGCUGUCGCGGGCCAGCUUCGCCUACCUGCGCCUCGUGGUGCGCGAGCUGCGGGAGCAGCUGGCGGAGAUGCGGGGCGGCGGGCGGCGGGCCGAGCCGGGGAUGCCGCGGCGGUCGCCGGAGCGGCGGUCACCGGAGCGGCGGUCACCGGAGCGGCGGUCGGCUCUGCCCGGCGCCCCGCCGAAGGAGAACGGCUGCGCGGUGUGGGACAACGUGCAGGACGCGGCCCCGCCGCGCCGGGCUAGCGGCUGCGACGCCGAGGCCGGCCCCAGGCCUCCGCCGGUGCCGCGGCGGCGGCGGGCGUCCAGCGGCGAGGCGAUGGCGGCGGCGGUGAUGGAGAGCGCCGGGGGGGCGCCGGGGCCGUCGGCCUUCGCCCGGCUCCACGAGCGCUACGGCAGGGAGGUGGCGCGGCUGCGGCGGGAGUGGCUGGAGAGGCGGCAGGGCCAGCGGCCCUGAGGGUCGGCGAGCCCCGGGCACCGCGACCCCCUUCCCGCCCCUCCUCUUCCUCGCCCUGGAUCCGCCAUCCGGCCUCCCCGACGCUGCCGAGCGGGAGAGCAGCCCCGAUCCCGGAGCAUCACUUGCAAAGUGCCGCAGCCCCCGGGGCAUCGCAGCUCCCGUGUCCCGCCUGGGCGCAGGGCGAGCAGCAACGGAGGGUUUGCAUCCCUCUUGCAUCGCUCUUCCCCUCGCCCCGGCCCCGGGGGGGUGUUUUGGGGGGGUUAUGUGACGGCAGUGACUUUGGGGCGGGUGCUGCCCGUCCCCACGCUGGCGGGUCCCCGCCUGGGCGCCUCGCCGGGGGCCGGGGCCGCGUGGGCCGCGUGUGCCGCGCCGGCCGGAGCGCUCUGCCCCGGCAGGAUGUGGCUGCGGGAUGGAACUAUCUGCGAGCGCAGCCCUUCCGGAGCGGCAGCGCGGCCACCACCGCCCCGGGCAGCCGCGGACGCCCCGGGGAGCCGCGGACACCCCGGACCGGGCACCGCGGCCGGCUGCACGGAGCCCCGGGACGCUCUCGCAGGGGAAGUGUCACCAGCAGGAACCUGUGUGUCAGCGCCGGGGUGACGGAUGAUUCACGCGCGGCACCGACACGUCUCCCGAGUCAUGUUUGGCUGCUCCGGGGCGUCUAACGCCGCCGCUUCUCUUUUAUCUCACCAACCGGUUUUAUCGGCGUUAAAAAACCCAGAUAUGGGUUAACACCCUCCAGUCCGUGCUGUCAUAGACUGUGCAAACUGGCAACUGUGACAUUUAAGUUAUCUAUAUAUAUAUAAGUAGAUUAUUUUAUUGGCACGGCCUUGCAUUUUGUUUUGAACGCCAGCUCAUCCGUGCCAUGUUUUCCCCGGCUGGCUCCCGGCAUGGCAUGCACCCCGCUCGCCCGCAGCCGGGCUUCGAAUGGGCCAAGCUUUGCCAAAAAGUCCUUUAAUUGCUCCCCGGUCCUGGAGGAAAGAGGUGGAUUGCGGGCGGCCCCGUGGCUCGGGCGCACUCGGAGCAGGCGCAAGCCUUGGCUAAAAUAAAGGCUGUUGCAAAAAUUCCCGUGUGGCUCUGCUUCUCCUCUGGGCCUUUAAGCCCCAGGGCAGAUGUAAAUUAUUAUUAUUACUAUUAUUAUUAUUAUUAUUUAGUUUUAAUGCCCCUCCCAUGCCUGCGGGGCUGGGCAGCGACUUUGUUCAGUGCUCGCUGCCGGCCGGCCAGUGCCAUCGGAUGGGAGACGGAUUUCUGCAAACACGCCGCAGGGUUUUCCUCUUUUUCCCAAUCAUCCCAGCCCUCGCAGCCAAGUAUUUUCAUGAGCACAUCUUCAUUCGGCGCCACACAACCCGCCUCGGAGCCAGGGUUGCUGUUGGGCCGCGGAGGCGUCCGGGUGCCGAAACCAGCCGGGCUCAGCCGCUCGCCCGGCGCCGGCUCCGGGGGCUCCCGAACAAAGCACAGCCCGACAGCGCGCUCUUAUCCAACGUCUGUAUUUAGUGGCUCUUUACAGAACUUGUUCCUUCCAAAAUUCGUUAACAAAGUUCAUCGCUCUCGUAGAAACUUGGGAAGCGCAGCGCGCGAGCCCAACGCAACGCCAUCCGCGCGUCCCGCGGGAUUCCGGCACAACGGGAUCCCCGCGCGCGAGAGCCCGGCCGAAGCGCUUAACCGGGUCCCGUCCCGCUAAAGCUAAAAGGAGCCGGCCGAGGAGAGCAGCAGUCCCCGCGGGCCCCGGAGCAGCAAGAAGAGUCGCCGUGCGCAAGCUGGUGCCGGCCCGGAGAGCACCGCGGCCCCCGCAGCACCGCGGCCGGUGGAGCCCCCCCGCCUCCGUAGAGCCCAGCGGGCUUGCUUUUAAAAUUGGUCGUUAACUACCAGCAAAAUAUAAAAAUACCUUCUAUUCUGAUAAAAACGUAUACAGUGGAAAACUCUUCAAUGCACAGCCUGGGAGCCCGGCCGCGGUGGUCUGCUGCUGCGUGCGGGGGCUCGCGGAGGCUGCGCGCGGCGGGGGGGGGACGGACCCCGCCGGCUUUCGGCGCUUGCAAAAAAUGCGUCAAGAAAAUGAAGAAAUGGAAACCGGAGGGAACAGCGCGACGCAACUCACGGCCCCGUUCACCAACGGCAUGCGGGAGCCGCGGGAGGGGCCGAGGGACCGAGAAAAGUGCUUCAGCCUCCAAAGCCGGAUCCGGCGGAGGAGACGUGGCCGCGGGAAGCACCUCCCGCCCAGCCGCGCAGCCGGCGGUUGCGUUUUUUGAGGGCUUGUCCCCAAGCACCGGUGCUCGAGGGGGCAAAGCUCAGCAGCUCCUUCUCUUUCGCUCUUCCUUUCAAACCGGGCAAAAGCUACGGAGGGACGGGCUCCGGCCGGGGCAUCGCGCCGGGAAGGCUCUCCCAGCAAACCGGCGCGGCCCGGGACGUCUCGCAGCAGGGACCUCUCCCGUCGCGCUCUCCCAGCGCCGGUGACGCAGGUCACGUCGUUCGCUUGGGUUGGGUUGGCGUUUUUUCUCCUUUUUUAACCGGACCGAGAGCCGCCCCGUCGCGAGCCGUGGUCUGCUGCCGCGGCGCUGGUAGAGGGAGUGCGAGGGAGCGCGUAUGCACCAUGCUACAUCGUGUUCAAGAAGGCUAUUGCAGACAUUUCUACGACAUAUACAACGGCACGUGACAUUCUGUGUUACAAAGGUUUCAAAACAUACCACCAGGACUAAAUACACACUCGCUGGCAUCCCGGGUUGCGAUUUAGAGUCUUCACGGACUACGGCACAGUCUCGGAUGGGGCAGAAGUAACGCAGUGUCUUACAGACGGACGUGGAAAACCGCGAUGCCAAAAGUUUACUCCGUUUGGUCAGUCUCAUAGUGCUUCUCGAUGGCUUUGCUCAGUCUUUCCUGUGGUUUUUUUUUUUU
Molecule: messenger RNA, 3956 nt
Organism: Dromaius novaehollandiae (emu)
Lineage: Eukaryota; Metazoa; Chordata; Aves; Casuariiformes; Dromaiidae
Gene: PHETA1
Product: PH domain containing endocytic trafficking adaptor 1
Exons: 1
Coding region: 297-1070 (257 amino acids)
Biological process (GO): receptor recycling; endosome organization; retrograde transport, endosome to Golgi
Cellular component (GO): early endosome; trans-Golgi network; recycling endosome
Source: RefSeq, a predicted model, not a curated record